Molecule: messenger RNA, 393 nt
Organism: Haemonchus placei
Lineage: Eukaryota; Metazoa; Nematoda; Chromadorea; Rhabditida; Trichostrongylidae
Source: the annotation of a GenBank genome assembly
AUGAAGCUCGCUGUCUCACUUACGAACAUGCUUGGUGAAUUCGUUGCUAUCCAGAAAAGCCCUGAAUUCAAGCCGUGUUCUGCUUCGAUGCAAGAAUUGGACAGGGCCAUCAAAGAGGAGAAAAAGGAGUACACAUUGAAGGUUUGUGAAAUUCCAUACAUUCAUAGUGUUGUCCGAGACAGAUGUGUGCCUCAGGAGGUUAGCUCAAGCCCAUGUGGACGUGUAACGAUGCGGCCAACUAGUGAAAAACGAAGAGACCGACCUUCAAGCCUUGUGGAGCGAUUUGUACAAAGAAUCAGUCCAUCCAGACCGACUGAGGUCAGUUUUUUUUCCGCAUUCCUAAGAUUCCUUCGGGGUAUGAUCUCUCCGUUUGGCGAAUUUUGCCUAUUUUGA